Messenger RNA from Fibroporia radiculosa, 2349 nucleotides. RefSeq lists its product as uncharacterized. The record is from RefSeq and is a predicted model, not a curated record. The transcript has 3 exons. Bases 1 to 2349 code for a protein of 782 amino acids. NCBI's taxonomy places the organism in Eukaryota, Fungi, Basidiomycota, Agaricomycetes, Polyporales, Fibroporiaceae.
AUGGCGACCACCGCAUAUAACCAUGUUCCGCACAAUCAGGACUACCUCAGGCAGCCCUCUUCGUCUCCCAUCAUGCACCGAGCGGCUGUGCCUGGCGGUUCCGCUACAGGAGCACCCGCGCCAUUCAGAGCCCCGGCGCACAAGCACGCACAUCAUCUGCACUCGAUUCCUCCGAGAGAAAAAUCUACCAGGACGCUCAUUAUCGACCAUUUGCUCUGGGUGCACGCUCGUACUCGUUUUGCGCAGGCCCGUGCCGAGCUGGGCAUGACGGAUCGCACGGGCGGCCCAUCCUCGGGCAACUACAUCCAUCGAGAGCGGCCGGAAAAUUAUGAAGAGGACGAGGAAAUAUACAGCGAUGGUGAGGAUGUCAGGUCGCUCAUGGCCCGCGCUGGGGGCCCGGAUCACAUUCACGAAGACGAGGACGACGAGCGGCUGGAGAUGCAGGACCUCAAGCUCGCCCGCUCGCUCAGACAACGAGCGGAGGGAGUCGAGAAGGUUGCGACGUCGAUGCUCGACCAGCCGCCAUCGGUCCUGCCUAUGCACCCAGACGAUCUCAGCGACUCCCCGACGUCGCCCCAGCUGCGCCCCCACAACGUUCAGCGGGAUCCGCACAUGCUGCCCAACGGCGUCCGUCUACGCCUCGCCCUUGCCACUGUCAUUAACGACCUCUUCUCCCGCCGCGCACCCAGCCCCUCUAGUCGCCAACCCGCUCCACCGGCAACCUCGCCCUCCUUGCCGCCGCUUCCGUUAGCCCUUGUCCCACUAGCCGCCAUCUCUUCGGGCACUCCCCAGCCUAUUCCCACCGCACAACCUGCUUCCCCAGUCCCCCGCCGCCCAUAUCCGAACCAAUACAUCCGCUCGCUCUAUGAUAUCGGCGCCGAGGCCGAUUCGGCGAACUCUCCGCCAUCGCUGCGCUGUCCCAGACAUCUUCACAUGGGCUGUGAGAUUUGCGUCGAAGCGAAGGCUACACCUCCGACGCGUUCGGGCCAAACGCGCACAGGUCAAACGCGCACAGGCCAGACACGCUCUCGUAGCGCGCAGGGACGCGCAAGCUCGACGACCGGGAGCAGCCCAGGCGACUUACCCGCCUCAGGGAACAACGGUGCGUGUGCACUUGUUGGCGGCGUGACGGGCUGGCAGGAUGGGAGCGGCAUCGGGUCGGGCCUGGCUCGCCCCGGUGCGCGGGGAACGGUGCUCAGGCGGCCGUCGGACGCACAUCCGGCCACCCACGAUGCGAAUACGGUCCCACAGAUGUGCAGCACGAAGCUCGCAGAACUCAUCGUCAGGUUCAUCCGCCUUAGCGCGUUAGUCGCGAUGGAGCUUGGGCGGGAGGCGACGGAGGAUCGAGCAUCGGUGGAUGGCGGGGAUGCUCGGCAUGAAGACUCGUCGCCUGUAGCGGGCCCGUCGGCUGCUCCUCGCCCUCCUGCUUCUCCGCAGACAAGCCCACGGACACUCACUCAUCGCAAUCUUGCUGAGGCUGGACUAUAUUACUAUGCCUUGCGACCUUCCCGCGAGUGGUACUUCCUCCUAGCUGGAUUACUCACACGUGCCGUUGUAGAAGGGUAUAUGACGGCUGGAUGGCGAGGCGUGGGACCACUCGAAAUCCUGCUGGGAGUGGGUCUGGACAUCGCGAAAGUGGCAGCAUCAGGCCGGUCAAAUGACCGCCAGAGACCCAAUGUAGGACCUAGCCCCGGGAAGAGUAGAGAGGACGCGACGGUGCAUGAAGAAGAGGAUGAAUUCAAGCGAUUUAACCCAGAUGACCUCCCUGAGCUUGAUGACGCCACCCGAAUACUCUUUCCGUCUUUGAGGGAUGCAUUUGGCGCAUCCAAUACAGUAUAUCGCCAAAAGGAGGGUGCAGAACUUGAGUAUGAAAUAGAAAUGAUGGAACGGUUGCAGCGUUUCUAUGAUGUACCCCCUUCUACCCUGGACAUUGCAACCCAUAUGGAGGAUCUCCAGUGGCAAUACCCUGCCGAGGCUGUAGAGCGUGCAGCCAUACGGUUCUGCGAAGCUAUCGCCAGGUGGCGAGGGAAACCCGAAUUAGAGACAUAUAAGAAGGCUACGUGGAUCAUUGGCCAGCGAGAACCCCGAGCUAGUGCUGGUGCUGCCAUGUCUAUCGACGCACUCGUCCAUUCCAAUCCCACCAGCCCAUCAAACACUACGACCCCAUCCGAACACCAUCAGCCCCCGCAGCCGCAAAUGGCCCAGGAUAUGAAACCCCACCGACCGCAGAUAGAAAAGUACUUUACGAUACCCCAGUCCGUAAUAACACAGGGGCGGAAACGACGCAGGGAGUCUGACACAGAGCGGAUGGACGGGGCGCGGAGGAUCUCCAAUCCUGUGUAUGCGUGA